UUUUUUUCUGGGCCCUCUCAUGAGUUUAAUUGCCCCAGAGCUCAAAGACAUCCUUGUUUUCCUUCAGCAUGGGAGUAAAGGAAGCCCUUGCAGGUUUUUAGCCGAGUGGCUCUGGCAGUGAAGCUAGGCAGGACCCGCCCUGGGAUUUCCAGGCCCUUUCCUGGCUUUCUGCCAAGAUCUUUCCCUGUGAGAUUGCUUGGGGUCCUUUCUGCAUUACAGUUGGUGGGAGAGAAUGAGAUCUCCCAUGGAUCACUCUGGUGCCAGGGUUGGGCCAGUUUCCAAAAGAGUCACUGGGACGGGGCCUCUGGGGAGCCCUCAGCAGAGCGCUGUCCUCUGGUGGCUCAUGUUGGGUGCUGGGGCAGGAUGGAGUGUUACAGUGGCAGUUGGAGGUCCCGUCCCCUUACAAGACAGCACGUCAGAGUCGAGGGCUGGGGCGGGCAUGCAGCCACGUGCUGGAGGACAGCCUCAGGGGCAGGCAGCUGCACCUGUCUGCCAAGGGUCAGAAGGGCUUUUAUUUGUAAUUUUUAAUGUUAAUGUGCCUUCUUUUCUCACUUGAUGGCAGAUGCUUGGAAAGUAGGCAGUUGACUCUCUUUCACUGUACUGCGAUACUCCCUCUUAGCAGCUGGCACUGUAUUUGGCAGAUGUUUCCAGAUUUAGACAGGGCAUCAGGAGAUAGAUAUGCUUCCUACUUUGCUACUACCUAGCUACAAGCAGGGCGGGUCACUUCAUCUUUUAGGGUUGAUUCUUCAGCCAUAAAAUGAGGGGUGUGGAGUGACCUACAAAGGCUCUUUUAGCAACGGUCUCUAGGUUCUGGGGGACUACGCAACUCCAAAUGUGUCCUUACUGUGUGUCAUAAAGACGCCCUUGUUCUUCUCCUUUGACUAGUAGCAUUACUGAGCAAGUCCACCCAGGGACGCCACCCUGCGCACAGCAGGAAGGUUUUCUUCUCUCACCAUCUUGUAAAAAUGAGCAAACCCAUAAAAAAUAAGGAGGAGGAAGGAUUGUGGAGGGGAGAUGUUGAGACAGGGGCCAGGGGUGAGCCCCCGUCAUGCUCCUGCUCUUCCUCUGAGCUGCUUUCAGCUACUGUUUUUCAGUAUCUAGGUUGGUGGCAAGGAAAGAGUCACAGGGUCAGGAGAUGAGAGUUACCCAUGGCCUCUAAAGAGUAUGGAGUAUGCCUGAGGUCAUGGCAGAGAGGAGAACAUCAUUUGUGGCUCUGAGACCUGGGGGAGUUUGAGCAGAACUGGAUGGUCGAGAGGAGAUUUCUUGAAUGCCACAGGGUACUCUAGUGAAGGCAGAGGAAACAGAAGAUACGGGAGAAAUAUCCAGAUUCUCACCCUCUGGGAGCCUGUUCUUGGGCGAGCUGCCAUGUCCACGCAGAGACUUCGGAACGAAGACUACCAUGACUACAGCUCCACCGACGUGAGCCCCGAGGAGAGCCCCUCCGAAGGCCUCAGCAACCCCUCCUCCCCGGGCUCCUACCAGCGCUUUGGGGAAAGCAACAGCACGACAUGGUUCCAGACCUUGAUCCACUUGUUAAAAGGCAACAUUGGCACAGGACUCCUGGGGCUGCCUCUGGCAGUGAAAAAUGCAGGCAUCUUGAUGGGCCCCCUCAGCCUGCUGGUGAUUGGCAUCGUGGCCGUGCACUGCAUGGGCAUCCUGGUGAAGUGUGCUCACCACUUCUGCCACAGACUGAACAAAUCCUUUGUGGACUAUGGGGACACUGUGAUGUAUGGACUAGAAUCCAGCCCCUGCUCCUGUCUCCGGAACCAUGCACACUGGGGAAGGCACAUUGUGGAUUUCUUCCUGAUUGUCACUCAGCUGGGAUUCUGCUGUGUCUAUUUUGUGUUUCUGGCUGACAAUUUCAAACAGGUGAUAGAAGCGGCUAAUGGGACCACCAACAACUGCCAUAGCAACGAGACGGUGAUUGCGACCCCCACCAUGGACUCGCGACUCUACAUGCUCUCCUUCCUGCCCUUCCUGGUGCUGCUGGUCUUCGUCAGGAACCUCCGAGCCCUGUCCAUCUUCUCCCUGCUGGCCAACAUCAGCAUGCUGGUCAGCCUGGUCAUGAUCUUCCAGUUCAUUGUGCAGGGGAUCCCAGACCCCAGCCACCUCCCCUUGGUGGCGCCCUGGAAGACCUACCCUCUUUUCUUUGGCACGGCCAUUUUUGCAUUUGAAGGCAUCGGGAUGGUUCUGCCUCUUGAGAACAAAAUGAAGGAUCCCCAGAAAUUUCCACUCAUCCUGUACGUGGGAAUGGUCAUCGUCACGGCCCUCUACAUCAGCCUGGGGUGUCUGGGGUACCUGCAAUUUGGAUCCAGUAUCAAAGGCAGCAUAACCCUCAACCUGCCCAACUGCUGGUUGUACCAGUCGGUGAAGCUGCUGUACUCCAUCGGCAUCUUUUUCACCUACGCGCUGCAGUUCUACGUCCCGGCCGAGAUCAUCAUCCCCUUCUUCGUGUCCCGGGUGCCCGAGCACUGCGAGUUGGUGGUGGACCUGUUCGUGCGCACCGUGCUCGUCUGCCUGACGUGCAUCUUGGCCAUCCUCAUCCCCCGCCUGGACCUGGUCAUCUCCCUGGUGGGCUCUGUGAGCAGCAGCGCCCUGGCCCUCAUCAUCCCGCCCCUCCUGGAGAUCGCCACCUACUACUCAGAGGGCAUGAGCCCCCUCACCAUCGCCAAGGACGCCCUGAUCAGCAUCCUGGGCUUCGUGGGCUUCGUGGUGGGGACCUACGAGGCCCUCAGCGAGCUGGUCCAGCCAAGCAAUGCUCCCAUCCUCGUCAAUUCCACCCGUGCCUUUGUGUAGUGAUCUGGGCGCACGCGUCCAGCCCAACCCUCAUGUGUCCCCCAGGAUCUGUCCCCGGAGCCUCAGGUAUGGUCCAGGCUCUGGGGAAAGGCAGGGUCGCUGUCUGGGAACCCUUCUACCUGGCCCCUGCAUAUCCUGGGCCAGGUAAGGCUGAGGGUGGGGGAGAUGAUGGGGUGCAGACACGCAGGAGGGAUAGCCCUAGUGACAGCGCUGUCAUCCUUCAUUUGUACUUCUUUUAACCCAGAACCCUUUUGCUCUUUCCCUCAUCGUGCCUCCUCCUUCCUCUGAUGCCCCUCACCACAUUACUCCCGUUGCACAGCUCACUUUAUUUAGAAAUUUUAGUGUUCCUCGUGUCUUCUCCUUUCCUGGGCCAGGCCUAGAUGAAAUAAGUGGGCGCUGUUUCCUCUCUGUAAAGCUGGGCCUCUUGCUUAUCUCUCUCCCA
This is a messenger RNA of Microcebus murinus (gray mouse lemur), 3238 nucleotides long. The record is from RefSeq and is a predicted model, not a curated record. Lineage: Eukaryota; Metazoa; Chordata; Mammalia; Primates; Cheirogaleidae.